Molecule: messenger RNA, 2206 nt
Organism: Petromyzon marinus (sea lamprey)
Lineage: Eukaryota; Metazoa; Chordata; Hyperoartia; Petromyzontiformes; Petromyzontidae
Product: troponin I, slow skeletal muscle-like
Biological process (GO): skeletal muscle contraction; cardiac muscle contraction
Cellular component (GO): troponin complex
Source: RefSeq, a predicted model, not a curated record
CCCCACUCCACGACACGGCAAUAAAGAGAGAAGGGCACGCAGUGUGUCCGCUUAGUCGCCUGCGACCAGCGACAGUUCCUCACCGCUUGCUUGCCAUCAACCACAGUCUCCCGAGUUCACCGUCCGUUGUCAGACUCCACCAGCCAAGAUGCCUGAGGAGAAAAGAGUCAGCAAGAUCUCGGCUUCUCGCAAGCUCAUGCUUAAGAGCUUGAUGCUCGCCAAGGCCCAGGAGGACCUGGAGAGAGAGAAGCGUGAUCGAGAGGACGACAAGCACAACGUGCUGACGGAGCGCGUGCCGCCUCUACAGCUGUCGGGGUUCACUCUGCAGCAGCUGCAGGAACUCUGCCGGGAGCUGCACCAGAAGGUGGACGUGGUGGACGAGGAGCGAUAUGACAUCGAGUACAAAGUAAAGAAAUCCCAGGCGGAGAUCACCGACCUGAACCAGAAGAUCUUCGACCUCAAGGGAAAGUUCAAGCGUCCCAACCUGAAGCGCGUCCGCAUGUCGGCCGACGCCAUGCUGCGCGCCCUGCUGGGCUCCAAGCACAAAGUGUCCAUGGACCUCAGGGCCAACCUCAAGUCCGUCAAGAAGGAGGAUACAGACAAGGAGCGGCAAGAAGUUGGGGACUGGCGCAAAAACAUCGAGGCUCUGUCCGGCAUGGAGGGACGCAAGAAGAUAUUCGACUCCCAGGGCGGACAGUAAAGCAACAGAGGCAUGGAGCUCAAGUGGAGUCAAACACGGAGUCGUCCGACCCGCAACACCAAACUUCCGUCGUCACUCGACUUACAAUUCAAUUUAUUUUUGCUUGCGUGGCCCUUUGCUCAAACGCAUAUAAACCCACUCGGAGGAUCGACAAGAUGCGAUCGAUAAUUAUAAGUCCGUUAAAAAACAAAAGAACACAUCCCAAUGAAGACCAGGGCAAAUCUGUACACCAUAUGUGUGCGUGGUGUCCGUGACCUUAAUCAAUCAUAGCAUAAUCGUUUGAUCAUUACACCACCAAUAAUGUACACGUCCCUAUUUUGUUUAAAUGUAUUUAAGUCACAGCCAAUGAGAAUAAGGGUAUGUUUCCUAUAAGAGAUGUGACUUUUUGCACACAAUUAUAAGCCCAGUGUGUGUGCGUGUGCAAAAUAUUCGUUUUAAUAGACAAUGUUGAUCUGUACUUGCAGUGAGCCCAUUGCUUACAAGCACAAUGCAGAAUCAAGCAUCAAUAUAACCCACAGCAUGCAAAGUCUAUUACACAUCAUGCACUCUUCAAGUACCAAUUGGCGGGGAAGGCAACAGUAAGUUUUCCUAGAGAUUAAAUUCGCACCCGCCAUAGGAAUAUGGAUUCUGACCCCCCCUCCUCCUCCCACAACUGGCGCAAGUUUAUAAACAGGAGAUGAACAUAGCGAGUUAAUUCUUGGUAAGAUCAUCGUGGAGGCAUAAUGCCAAUGUUCAGCUACAGCAUCUGCCACCCGACAGGGCCAAUCAAAAACGAGUUGUCACGCAGGGGCAAGUAUGCGAAUUAAAUUUGUUUUCAGCACUGUAUCUACGCACGGACGUUGAACUUCUUUCGCAUCGCACGUAGCUAACGGUGCGAAUCGGAACAAACUGGAGGAUUGUUGAAACGCAGAGAAAAUACUGACAAUUGUCAAAAUAUUCCAAUCCCAAUCGGCAUGCCAUUCCCAAUCGGCACAUCAAUAUCAAUCGGCACACCAAUAUCAAUCGGCAAACCAAUAUCAAAUCGGCAUACCAAUAUCAAAUCGGCAUACCAAUCUCAAUGUGAAUACACAAUUUGCCCACGUGGCGACUAUAUUUGUUUAGCGGAGGGUAUAGCUGAGCAUUGGCUUUAUACACGACACAACGAUUUAAACCGAAAAUGUACGAGUAAUAAUAUUGGUCGUUCACGGCCCACGCGUACAAUUCGGAGAUGAGUGAAGGCCCCGAUAGCUCGUUUGACGAAGACGUCGCUGUGUUUGACCCCGGUGCGAAGCGUGGGCUGGGACGACUAAAGGGGAGAGGUAAAACGGAGGGCAGCACGUGGGGCUGGCCAUAACCAAGCUGCCUCGACAGGAGCCGCGGACGAAUAGCGCAUGUCGUAGUGGGGGGGGGGGUACCUUCAUUCAUCCAGCAGUGGAGUGAGACUGGCAACGCAUUUGUGUAUGCUUGUGCUGUCCCGUGUGUUUGCAGACUGUAGGGUUUGGUGUUAAUAAAGGGUGAUGGCUGCUC